AUGGGUCUAGUCUCUAAACCCAAAGUCAAAGCUGCAGUUUGGGCGCAUUUUGGUUUUAAGCCAAACGACAUCACCUGCGACUACGACAUCCCUGAUAUAUUUUCUGAGUUUAUAUCGGCAACGUCUGGGCAUGGGUACUAUUUUGAGCCAUCAGGUUCAGAGCAGAGUCAACACUACAUCAACGACAAUGGUUCCCAAGGCAACUUCAGUGGUCAAGGCAACAUCGGCGGUGGCCAUGGUAACUUCGGCGGUGGCCAUGGUAACUUCGGCGUUGGCCACGGUAACGACAGACCGCUUCACUUCAUCCCAGACACGGUGGUCUGCGGUGAGCCAUGGUUGGAGGGCGGUGACGCCCGUGCAGUGGGAUCCAUCCCCCCGUGCCUCAGCCUACGGAGGUGGGGCAGUGGGCCUGUGCCUGGGGGGUCAGCGGAGGAGGAAGAGGCGGGGGUGUUUGCCAAGACUCUGUCACUGCAGCAGGGGUGGACGUUUGGACCCUUCGUGGGAGAGUUGACCCGCGGCCCUCUGAGCUGCCUCAAAUACGCCUGGGCUAUCAAAGAAAAUGAUUCCUACUACUUCGUAGAUGCCUCGGAUGAAAACAAAUCAAACUGGAUGAGGUAUGUAGCGUGUGCUGCCUGCGAGGAGGAACACAACCUGACCGUGUUCCAGUACCGCGGUCAGAUCUUCUACAGGGUCUCCCAGCCCAUCCCUGAGGGGACAGAACUCAAGGUCUGGAUUGGCCAGGAAUACGCUGCCAUGCUGGGUCUAGGGAUAGGUGAGAACAUCAAGUGUGAAUUCGGGGACAAGGAAAUCCUACUGCGGAUCUUCCGUGACAUCCAGGUUGUGCCAGUAGGCGGAACCAGCAGUCUCCCAGACAUCAAUGGCUCUUACAGCUGGUCAGACAACAGCCAAUCAGGGAGCCCCUUGCCAGUCAUCAGUGAUGUCAGUAGCGGGUUACAGACUGAUACCACUGACCCCACCCCUGUCCUCAACCCACCUCAAAACACCAAUCAGACGUCACUGUCAACAGCCAUGAAGUACGACUUUGUGAAGGGUGCUGAGAAACUGUUGUGCCCCUCUCAGCCCAACAGCCCCGUAUGGGAGUUCUUUGGGUUUGAGCCGGACCCCAACGGCCAGCCGCUGGACAAGGACAAAGUAAUGUGCAAGCUGUGUGGUCAACACGUGGACUACAGUGCUACUGUCACCCACCUGGAGAACCACCUGGUCCAGAUGCACCACAUGAAGCGCCGGGACGUCAUCAAGGAUGGCAACAAGCCCUGGGUUUCGUCCUCACGCUUCAGGCCUUACCACACUACGGGCGGCAGAGCACCUCGUUCUAGCAGCCCCUCAACCCACAGAACCAACAACAAUAACUACAGUAAUGAGGACUGGACUUGGAGUGGGAACGGCAGUUCAGCAGUGACCGAUACUGUAACAGCGGGUUCGACCACCGCCGUUACACAGGGACCGAGAACGCUCUCUAACGUCUUGACCACUCAAACCACCAGUGCCAUCACUAACUUCCUCAUCAAAGACUUGUUGCCCCCAGAUACAGUGGAGGGGGAGGGCUUCAAGCAGCUGAUCCAGACCCUGCUUCCGUCCUGCAAGGAGCUUCCUUCAGCCUCUCUACUAGAGGAGGUGCUGAGGGACGUCCACACCAAGGGCAGAAAGAACUGGGCCAAGUUGCUGACGAACAGCACUGGGUUUAAUGAGGAAGACACUUCCAAACCUACCAUUCCAGUUCAAUUCAAACCCAGCUCCUCAACCAGAAAAGCUGCCCGUUCCCGCUCAAAGACCCAGAACCAACUAUCUCACCACGUAGCUGUUAGUGCUGACGUGUGGUGUCAUGACUGGCAGGGAGACAAGGAGCGAUACGCUACCCUGUGGGCCCAUUUCAUCAACGCUGACUUCGCUUCCCAUAACCUGGCUUUGGCCACGCAACGUCUGGGUGAGACAGGAACUGGGGAUAUGGAUCUGAGCGUAGUCGAGGCUAUAGUGAGGUCCAUGGCUCAGGAGUGGGACAUCUCUCAGCCGAGUUUCAUCCUGCUUGGGGGCGAAGAGAUGGAAAAGACGAAGGUGGGUCCGAAGAAGCGAGAGAGAAGUGGAGAAGGGGUUGGUGGAGGUGGAGGUGCCCGUCACCACCACCCGAACUCCACCACAUUCCUGGAGAUGGAGGACUCCAUAUCCUCUGAUGAUCUCUCAGGUCUGGAACGAGCGAUCGAACGAGCCAACUCCACCAGCGGGGAGUCCCACUCUCCACCCAUACCCUGUUUCUUCACAGCUGUUCAGAGCUGCAUAGAGGAAGUCAUGGGUCAUUCCAUCAUCUCAAAGACCCUCCGUGUAUUCCAACACCUUCUCUACAGCCUCUUCUCCUUCCAUGGUAAAGACAUGGUAACUCUUCACCCAGCCAGGAAACUGAUCUUAGUCCUACAGAAGCAGGAGACGGCUGAGCUGAAGUCUUGGGCCUAUGGGAAACCAGGCUGGAAUGGGCUUUACAGUGUGGUCAAGACACUCCUCCGCUAUCAGAACAUGAUCUCUGAGACACUAAAACAAAUAGACAGUGAGAUUCAAACUGGACAAGAAACAGGAAGUCCCACUGACUUGGAUUCAGGGACGACUGUGGCUUUGAAAACAGCUGACAACCAUGACACAAACUCCACUUCCGCUGGCCGCGCUAACUCUGACACCACAGACGGCUCCAACUCAUCGGUACCCGUCCCUCCCAAGCGAUCUGACUGGAAGGUGUUGGAGGAUCUCUCCUCCAUGCUGAAACCCCUAGACGUGGCCUGCCGUACCCUGGCCAAGGAACCGUUCCCCAGGCUCUCGUUGGUCAAGCCCAUCCUCACCGGCCUGCUCGACCGACAUUUCGCCCCCCACCCCCGCCAUCGCAACGACUCCACCAUCUUGAAGGAACUCAAAAAGAAGAUAAGGUGGGGCCUUGCCCGCCGGUACAACGACCCCCAGAUCAACCAGGUAUUGUGUGUAGCGUGCGCCCUCGACCCCCAGUUUCACGGCCUGGGCUUCAUGGAAGUCAGAGAGCAGGCGACCACCUUCGCCUGGCUGAAGAAAGAAGCGGUCCGGAUCGUAGAGGAGGACCAGAGGAGGGCCGAGGCGGCGGCGUCUCGAGGGGGCAGGAAGAAGAAAAGGGGAUCCUCCUCGACCACCUCCUCAUCAGGAGAGAUGGAGGGAGACGUCCUAAGAAGAAGCAAAAGGCUGAAGGAGAUCACCCCGGUCAGUUUCAAAGAGAGAACAGAGAGCGAUUCAGAUGAGGAAGCCACCGGUAGCUCUGUGAAUGGCGACAGUGAGAGUGAAAACAUGGAGCUGAAACUUGAGCCCGUGUCCCAGCAGACUGGCAUGGAGUUCCUUCUAGGGGACCUGUUCAGCUCCCAGUCCCAGAACAAGCAGCCCUCCGUGGAAGAGACGGUGGACAUUGAGCUGUCUGUCUUUAGAGCAGAGAAGGGAGCCACCCUGGGCGUGGAGCCUUUACAGUGGUGGAAGGCCAGAUCAGGACAGCUCCCCCUGCUGGCCAAAGUAGCACGUGCCUACCUGGCUGCCCCGGCUGUCGCGGGCAGUGCUGUCCAGACGUUCCUGCAGGAGGGAGGAGGGGUGAUACAGAGGAAGAGAACCAAUAUCCCUCCAGAGGGCCUUGACCAGAUGCUGUUUCUGCACCAUAACGGCCUGACCGCGACCACACAGGGUCACACAACGGUCUGAAAUGAUUAACACAACUUGCUGACUGUCACUCAAUACAGAAAUUUAACUAUGGGGCUUCUCUCUCUCUCUCCAAGUUGAUGAGAUGGACUUAGUGAUAGUCUUCACACAAUCUCUGAAACUCGAAAGACUUUCCUUUCUUGGUUAAAAUGUUGGACUGUUGAACAUGUUACUGUUCUGUGUUUUCAGUAUGUAGAUAGAAACUAAAUUAAGAGAGAAGUCCUUUUCGGUGCCUUAUUCUUUGAACUGUUUGCAUAACUACUGUACGCAUGUAUUGUUUAAGUUCUGUUUUUUGUACUGUAUGCAUAUACUGUUGUUUAAGCUAGUUUACCGUCCGAAGUCUGAUGGGACUCGUUUUUGUUCUGAACCUAUUCAUUUCAGUUUUAAGAACUUUUUACAUUUCAGAAUUAUAUGUAUGUGUGAUAUACACAUACAUACAUACAUACAUACAUACAUACAUACACACCAC
Messenger RNA from Coregonus clupeaformis (lake whitefish), 4177 nucleotides. RefSeq lists its product as uncharacterized. Gene Ontology annotation, biological process: regulation of transcription by RNA polymerase II. The transcript is spliced from 6 exons. Bases 1 to 3711 code for a protein of 1236 amino acids. The record is from RefSeq and is a predicted model, not a curated record. NCBI's taxonomy places the organism in Eukaryota, Metazoa, Chordata, Actinopteri, Salmoniformes, Salmonidae. Gene Ontology annotation, cellular component: nucleus. Gene Ontology annotation, molecular function: protein dimerization activity; DNA binding.